UACAGUCUAUCUAAUGACGUAGCAAGCCUUUUUGCCAUGUAUAAUUUACACAGUCUGGUCUAAAAUAACUCAUGAUAAAAACCGAGUCCACAGAAUGUCAGAUGAAGAGAUUCCUUCAACUUCCAGAGAGCCUGUACCCGAAGAAGAAGAGCUGAAGCCACCUCUGAAGGCUGUGCCCAAGGCGGAGGGGGAGUUGGAUCCAGAGUAUGAGGAGAAAAGGAAAACAGAUAGAGCGAACCGGUUUGAGUUUCUGCUCAAGCAAACAGAACUCUUUGCCCACUUCAUCCAGCCUGCAUCUCAGAAGUCUCCUACUUCACCCCUGAAAGUGAAACCUGGACGACCUCGCGUUAAACAGGAUGAGAAACUAAAUCUCCUCUCUGUUGGAGAUAACCGCCACCGACGCACAGAACAGGAAGAAGAUGAGGAGUUGUUAUCUGAGAGCAGGAAGGCAGCUAACGUCUUGGUUCGCUUUGAAGAGUCCCCAUCCUGUAUGAUGUUUUCAUAUAGCUUAAAUGUUAUCUGAGAGCAGGAAGGCAGCUAACGUCUUGGUUCGCUUUGAAGAGUCCCCAUCCUGUAUGAUGUUUUCAUAUAGCUUAAAUUUUAUCUGAGAGCAGGAAGGCAGCUAACGUCUUGGUUCGCUUUGAAGAGUCCCCAUCCUGUAUGAUGUUUUCAUAUAGCUUAAAUGUUAUCUGAGAGCAGGAAGGCAGCUAACGUCUUGGUUCGCUUUGAAGAGUCCCCAUCCUGUAUGAUGUUUUCAUAUAGCUUAAAUGUUAUCUGAGAGCAGGAAGGCAGCUAACGUCUUGGUUCGCUUUGAAGAGUCCCCAUCCUGUAUGAUGUUUUCAUAUAGCUUAAAUGUUAUCUGAGAGCAGGAAGGCAGCUAACGUCUUGGUUCGCUUUGAAGAGUCCCCAUCCUGUAUGAUGUUUUCAUAUAGCUUAAAUGUUAUCUGAGAGCAGGAAGGCAGCUAACGUCUUGGUUCGCUUUGAAGAGUCCCCAUCCUGUAUGAUGUUUUCAUAUAGCUUAAAUGUUAUCUGAGAGCAGGAAGGCAGCUAACGUCUUGGUUCGCUUUGAAGAGUCCCCAUCCUGUAUGAUGUUUUCAUAUAGCUUAAAUGUUAUCUGAGAGCAGGAAGGCAGCUAACGUCUUGGUUCGCUUUGAAGAGUCCCCAUCCUGUAUGAUGUUUUCAUAUAGCUUAAAUGUUAUCUGAGUGCAGGAAGGCAGCUAACGUCUUGGUUUGCUUUGAAGAGUCCCCAUCCUGUAUGAUGUUCUCAUAUAGCUUAAAUGCUAAUGUUAAUGCUCUCUGUGUAAAUGAACAGUAGCAGGUGUAACUCAGUGUUGUAUUCUAUCAGGUCUAUACCUAUAAUCCAAAUUAGCUCCCAUUUGAGAAUAGCUGACGAUGGAUACGAAUAUAAUUUCCUUUUUUUUCAUUAACUUUUUACUGCAGUGGGCUAAAUCAGGGUUAUACAGAGUGAUUCUUGGUAGUCUUAAACCAAUCUUCUUUGAUACAAAAAUAUACACCUCACACACAUUGAUGGUUGUGGGUACCAUGUCAGAUAUAGAGUUGAAAUGCAUUCCAUUUUGAAUUUGCAUCCCAAUAUUACACUUUAUAUACUUCACAGAAGACUGAAAUAUAACAAAACUGUUUGACAUAGAAA
Messenger RNA from Oncorhynchus nerka (sockeye salmon), 1651 nucleotides. RefSeq names its product probable global transcription activator SNF2L1. The record is from RefSeq and is a predicted model, not a curated record. The transcript has 4 exons. Bases 95 to 523 code for a protein of 142 amino acids. Lineage: Eukaryota; Metazoa; Chordata; Actinopteri; Salmoniformes; Salmonidae.